Phytophthora sojae is the source of this 1077-nucleotide messenger RNA. RefSeq lists its product as hypothetical. The record is from RefSeq and is a predicted model, not a curated record. Bases 1 to 1077 code for a protein of 358 amino acids. Lineage: Eukaryota; Oomycota; Peronosporomycetes; Peronosporales; Peronosporaceae. The transcript is spliced from 4 exons.
AUGACGACACGUCCAUCAAGAGCUCUCCGGCAAAAAGCUACCUUCGGAGCCUCUGUCGGCAUUUCGUUGGCGUUGUGCGUUCAAGCGGGCUACGUCGAGCUCUUCCAAGACUCAGCGUUCGAGCUCAAGCUCGCGAGCGUCAAUGAUGUGCAAACGGACGUCUGCUACGAUCUCGUUUGCGCUGACUCGUCCUCGGCUGCGAUGUCUGCCAAGUGGGAGGGUCUGCCAGAGACCGGAAUCGCGUUCGAGGGCGGAGCAGCUAUGAUUGCGUUCUACAGCGACCGAAAUUGCUCUUCCGAGUACAAUGGUGGCCAAUCGAUUCGCAGAUACUGGAAAGUCGGCAUCCAGGACGACGCCGAUCCUAACUUCCCGACAAACUUUCAACUGGACGGGAUAGCCAACGCGAUCUCAUCGUUCAACGUGAUAAAGAACGGAGGGACUGAUCACGUUGAAUACAUUUGUGGGAUGACGCAGUUCGAUACCAACGAUUACUUGAUAAAUAUGAGAACGAUCCUGUGUCUUCACUUUCUCAUUCUUCAAUCUGCGUCCUUCCAAUGCCCAGACAUUUUCACGCCCAUGCCUGUGACGAUGACCUCGCUGUUACUCUUGUUGGCGUUUGCAGCUUCAUGUUCGGUCACCUCGGGCGAGUUCUCGGGGCAGAUCAAUCUCUACCGAGACAUCAACUACCGGAACAAUCUCGCACUCUUCGCCUUCACGAGGUCUAACCGGUGCUUCAACCUGGCGUGCGGUGACUACAACAACGCCGUAUCGUCCGUCUCGUGGUCAGGACUGCCGACGUCGGCAAGCUACGACGGCGAGAAGAAUGCACACAUCACAGCAACUUACGCCUAUGAUCCCGACGCGCACGUGGUCUUUUACAUCGACGGGGGCUGCAUUGGCGUGAGCAAGCGCUUCAGGACUACUAUGGGCGGCGUGUCGACCUUCGAGGAUAUCGUCAUCAACGAUGCGAUUUCGUCUUUCAUGGUGGUCGUAACCUCGAAUAAAAUCGAGAAUGGGGAAACCAGUAUCUGCGACGAGUUGACCACCUUCGACACCAGUGUGAACGCGACAGCGUGA